Messenger RNA from Tetranychus urticae (two-spotted spider mite), 3201 nucleotides. Its product is annotated as venom protease. The record is from RefSeq and is a predicted model, not a curated record. NCBI's taxonomy places the organism in Eukaryota, Metazoa, Arthropoda, Arachnida, Trombidiformes, Tetranychidae. Gene Ontology annotation, biological process: proteolysis. Gene Ontology annotation, molecular function: serine-type endopeptidase activity.
UAAGCCAAAGAGCAUAACCAAAAACUGGUUAUCUCUUGAUUAAUUAUGCAUUUUAAUUAAUUUACAUGUGAAUAAUUUAUUUUAAGAUGUUCAUCAACAAUUUUCAACUAGCUGUUUAAAUUAGUGUUAAUCUAAAUUAAUUAAAAUAACUUGAUGUUUUGUUUGGUUUACAAUUUUCUCGAUCAAACACUUGCAGUAAAACGAUUCUCUCAGAACGUUUGUAUCCCAUGUUUUUGGGUAACAUUUUGUUGACCAUCUUGUUAAUUGGUUAAAUUGUCGUUAAUUCAGUGAAACAUCUUGACUUGAGGAAAGGAUUUUCCUUGGAAUGAUAUGAUACAUGGUAUGACAUCAGCGAAACAUUAUUUCAUUUCAAUGGAAUAAUAAUAAUGUCCAUCAAAAAAGACGCAAAUCAAUGGACUGAAAAUACAAUCUAAAGUUGGUAAAUUGUUAAUUGUUGCAAUGUUUUUUUUGUUAUCGUUAAAGAAAUGAAUACCAAAGUUGUGGAAAAGAAAGAUGAAUGUCCAGAUAUCCUUGUGGAACUGGUUCUUUUGGUUAUCAUCCUAAAAAUCAUUUAUCGGUACCUAAGAAUAGCUCACUAUUUACCUCUCACCAUCAUCAUCCGUAGUCUUAUUAACAUGGCAUAAUUAACGUAAUCAUCAUCAAAUGUCCAUCCUCUUUGGGUUGAUCGUAAAUUUUCCCGGCUUUUUUGGUCUUUCACUUCAUCAUCGUUGUUUGUCUGCCGAGUAACUCUUCUAUCAUGAAAAGUUUAUCCAGAAUUUAACUUAUAUAAAAAGUUGAUUCGACCAUGUUCAUCAUGCACUGUUUAUUGACCAUUUCAAUCCUGGUUUUACCCACAAUUCACGGAUUAAGAUUCCAAUCGGACGAUAGGCCUGGACAUCGAUUUGAAGGCGAUGACAAUUCAGUUGGAUUGGCUUCUUGUUCAACAGCUCAAAAUGGAUCAGGAGUUUGUGUUCACAUCUAUGAGUGUCCCAACUAUAAAGAUUUAAUACUUGUUCGGUCAAAGCCCAAGAUAUGCCACUGGUCGGGUCGUGUUCCAGUCAUUUGCUGUCCAGUUGUUGAUCCACCAAAAAAGCCUAAACCUGAACCCGAGACUCCAGUGGAAGUGCAUCGUCGUCAGCGUAACUCGAGUGACUGUGGUACUAGGUUGAGCAAUACAAGGGAUGUAUCUCGAAUUGUUGGCGGUGAUGUUGCCUAUGAAGGUGAAUUUCCUUGGAAUGUGGCCAUUUUCAUCCGUGAAUUGGAUGGUGAUGUUGUCCAUGAAUGUGGUGGCUCAAUAAUAUCUGAUCUAUAUAUUUUAACGGCUGCCCAUUGUUUUGAAAAUUUACGUCCUUCCAAUUAUCUUAUUGGUGUUGGUUCCAAUGAUUUAUCUGCUACAGUUAAACAUGAAGUUGAGGAAAUUAAAGUUCAUCCCAAUUAUGAUAAUCACCAGUUUUACAAUGACAUUGCCUUGGUUCGGUUAAAGAAAAAAUUAACCUUUAAUGAAGCUGUUCGACCCAUUUGUUUACCAUUUGAUUAUUUAUCCAGUCAAUCAACAUCCAUCAAAUCACCUUAUAAUGAAACAGUUACCAUCUCUGGUUGGGGAUUUACUGAGUAUAAUGGACAGCGAAGCCGUAUUUUGUUGAAAGCUGAUUUAAAUUUAAUGCCAAGGGAAAUGUGCAAUCAAACCUAUUCUCGGCUUGAGUCGAGAAGGAUUUCACGAGGAAUAACGGAUGAUUUUAUUUGCGCAGGAACUCCUGAUGGGAAAAAGGAUGCCUGUCAAAGUGACUCUGGUGGUCCUUUAAUUGCCAAAUUAGAGACCAAUGAUCAAGUUGAACCAGGAUGGGAAUCUAAAUUUGUUCAAAUUGGUAUUGUUUCCUUUGGUUAUAAAUGUGGGGUUCGUGGUUAUCCCGGUGUUUACGUUAAUGUGUACAAAUAUUUGAGUUGGAUUGUUGACAGCAUUAAAGAACCAUCAAUGCCAGCAGUUGACCUUAAAUUGAACUUGGACAAUUUUAACAAAUGAUAAACUCCUGUUGAUUAUGACGAUGAUUGUUUGAUUGUAGACAAAAUGGAGGAAAGAAAAAGGAAACCGGAAUAAGUAUAGAGACUUAAAAAAGAAGUUAAAAUGCACGAAUUAUCCUUUUCAAUAGCUUUAUAUUGAUGAAACCAGGAGAUACAAAUUGAUUGAAGUGAAACCAUGUUUCCACGUCUCUCGUGGCAAAUUACAUUACUCACCCGGAGGCAAAUAAUAUUGGUCAUCUUUUAUUUUGUGUCUUGAAUCUUCAUCUUUUUUCUCAUUUAAUGAUGUUGGCCAGCUUUUAAUCCACUCGUUUUUGACGGUUGAUGGUGCUAUUAUCUCUCCAUUUUUUCAAUCAUUGAAAUGUAUUCCACUUUCUCAUCUACUGCCAGAAUAUUUUCAAUUUUUCCUGAGAAUACUUGAUUGCUACAAAUUAUAUACGGAACAAGAGAAGCAAGGAAAAGCGGAAUCAUUUUCACUCAUUUCAAAAGCAAAAAAGACUUUGAUUGAUCAACUUUAACUCUUGAUUAUUCCAGUCUGAUCUCGUUUUUUAUAUACACAUUUAUUCUUAUGUCUUAUUAACCAAUGUGAUCGCCAUCCUUGGAUCUCAUCUUGGACUUUCUCAAGAUCAUCAACUAUUUUUUUUGUGCUAACUUUCAAAGAAGAUGAUAAUAGCCUUGGGGUUAAAACCAAAUCUACAAGUUUACAUAACUUACUUGGAAAACAAUUUCUUUGCACUGAUUUUGUUUUACUUUUCUCUUCAUCAUUGAAUUGACUCUCAUGAUAUUUUCAUCGUCAUCAUCAUCGUCAUUAUCAUCAUCUUUUUCAAGACGCUGGAUUUCCAUCAGAUAACAACUCUCUCUCAUUGACGAAAGUAAAUCAGAAUUAUCAUCACGAAACUUUUUUUUCUGUGAGACUUUAUCACCCUCAGGCAAAGACAAAAUGAUUUUCAAGUAACCAACGAAUUAUCGCAGAGUUUUCUCUCACAUUUUCCCCAUUUUUAUCUCAAUUAUCAUCACCAUUCUUUGUCUUUUUUGUUUACAGCCUGACAUCUACUUUUCCAUGUUUGUGUUGCUUAAUGAAAGGACAACAAUAAAACAAGAUGGUAAUCAUUUAUCAAAAGCUGGACGUAAACAUUAGUCUGUAAAUAAAACACACUUUUCAAAUAAACACUUAUUUACGUUAUU